AUGUCACAAUCGGGACAACAAGAUCAGACGUCAAGGGCCGGCAACAAUCGUGGGGCAGCCUCUUCUGCCGGUAAAACCAACGGGAUGUCGGCAAUGCCAGAAUUUGUUGCCCUAUUCCAGAAUCUUGAGUUUGUGAAAGGUUUUUCCACCCGCAUGGCCCAGACUAUACCGAGAGUGUCCAUGCCAAUACGAUGGCAACGGUGGUUGGUGGCGGCGAUCCCGGCCCGACCGAUAUUCUCCAGCUCAAACAGAUCCGAGCUGGCACAGCUCCCAUCAUCGUCACUCCCUUCAUCCUCACCACACCCACGUGACCUUCUCCGACCGUCCGCGUCCUUCACAAUAAACCGGCCGGGCCCACCAGCCCGGCUAUCCUCAUCGAGAACCGCGCUGACGUGGCAGAACCUGACGGCCCUCGUCCGUUUAUCGACGUCAAUCUGGUCCUUCACCGACCUCGACUUCCUCAAAGGGGCCCGACUGCUCCUCCUCGGGCUGAAUAUGGAGUUCAAGAAGCCCGCGAUCCUGCCGCCUGGCGAGCCCGGAUUCUUGGCCCUGGACACGGUCCUCGUGAACCGGCUCUCGCGCUUGGGCGUGGCGGGCUCGGCCCGAAUAGCGUUCGCGGGCCCGAGUUUCGGGUUUCUGGCCGAGGAGGGCUCCGUCUCGGACGAGGAGGAGAAUAUGCUUGAAUCGGUGGACGAGCCCGAGUGGGAUGACGUGGUGGUGUGGCUUUUCUCGAUCUUGAUGGCACGUCUGAGGCUUUCGAUCUCGUGCUCGACUCGUGCGGGCCGGGCGUGGGGCCCGGAGAAGGAUUCUUCGGGCCCGUCGAUCGAGCGGUAG
Molecule: messenger RNA, 834 nt
Organism: Striga asiatica
Lineage: Eukaryota; Viridiplantae; Streptophyta; Magnoliopsida; Lamiales; Orobanchaceae
Source: the annotation of a GenBank genome assembly